Messenger RNA from Manduca sexta (tobacco hornworm), 3098 nucleotides. Its product is annotated as metabotropic glutamate receptor 2. Gene Ontology annotation, molecular function: adenylate cyclase inhibiting G protein-coupled glutamate receptor activity. Gene Ontology annotation, cellular component: membrane. The coding region runs from base 60 to 3098 and encodes 1012 amino acids. Gene Ontology annotation, biological process: G protein-coupled receptor signaling pathway. The transcript has 17 exons. NCBI's taxonomy places the organism in Eukaryota, Metazoa, Arthropoda, Insecta, Lepidoptera, Sphingidae. The record is from RefSeq and is a predicted model, not a curated record.
GCAAACAGGACGAUGUCGCGCAACCUACUGCCGCCCCGCUACACUCUGACGAUAUACUCAUGGCCGCCUAUUCCAUUACGAAUUCGACAUUCGUUAAUGGACAUUUAGUCACCCAUGUAAAAACUGUGCGUACCUCACCAUCUACCACCACCGCAGUCGCUACUGUCGCUACCACUGCAGUGCGCGCGAGUGGUACCGAAGCCUCAGUGAGGUUUGACAUAGAUGGCAGCUCAAAUACUCGAUUAAAAAUUACACCUCCACCAAAUACUUCGAAGAGGAAACAAAAAAAUAAAUCAACACGUAAAUCUAAGAGUAGAAUAAAAGCAGCAGCUGACGCUCCGACUGCCACGCGGCGAGAGGCACGACUCGUCUCUAAGAAGAAAAUGUCAGACAACGAGACCGUGUGGCCGGUGAAGCACGCCGCCGUCGUCGAAGGGGACAUCAUCCUCGGCGGCCUCAUGAUGGUACACAGCCGGUCGGAGGUGGCAACAUGCGGGCCAGUGAUGGCGCAGGGCGGUGUGCAGGCGCUCGAGGCUAUGCUGUUCGCGCUGGACUCGGCGCGCGCGCUCUCGCCGCCCGGCGUGCGCAUCGGCGCGCACGUGCUAGACGACUGCGAUAACGACACCUACGGACUCGAGAUGGCGCUCGACUUCAUUAAAGGCUCUAUCAGCAACAUUGACGACGCGGAGUACGCGUGCAACGCAACAGCGCUGCGCAAGGUGAUUUCGGGUGUGGUAGGCGCCGCAUCCAGCGUCACCUCCGUGCAGGUCGCUAACCUGCUGCGCCUCUUCAAGAUUCCUCAGGUAUCGUUUUUCUCCACGUCUCCGGAGCUCUCAAAUAAGGCUCGAUUUGAGUAUUUCACCCGCACAAUUCCUUCGGACCUACACCAAGUUCGCGCCAUGGUGGAAAUUGUUAAGAAACUAGGAUGGCGCUACGUGUCCAUUAUCUACGAGGAAUCUAACUAUGGAAUAAAGGCGUUUGAAGAGCUCGAAACUUUGCUGGCGCGCAACGACAUUUGCAUCGCGGUCAAAGAGCGACUGGUGAAGGAUUCAGGCGAGGCUGACGAGCACGCGUACGACGCGAUCGUCGCUCGGCUCCUAUCGCGGCCUCGGGCUCGCGGUGUGAUCGUGUUCGGCUCCGACCAGGAGGUGGCGGGGGUGAUGGCGGCGGUCGCUCGCGCCGACGCCGCAGGUGCCUUCGGCUGGGUCGGCUCCGACGGCUGGAGUGCACGCGCACUCGUCUCGGAGGGCAACGAGGAAGCCGUCGAGGGCACCAUCAGCGUGCAGCCUCAAGCCAACCCCGUGCGCGGCUUCACAGAAUACUUCCUCAACCUGACAGUUGAGAACAACGCCAGAAAUCCCUGGUUUGUAGAAUUUUGGGAGGACCAGUUCCGAUGCCGGUACCCGGGUAGUGCGCGCACGCCGUACAACGCGCAGUACUCGCAGCCGUGCUCUGGCGCCGAGCGGCUCUCCGCAGAGAACACCGAGUUCGAGGCGCAGCUACAGUUCGUCGCUGACGCCGUGCUUGCGUUCGUGCACGCAAUCAGGGACAUGCACGCCGACUUGUGUGGCGGCAAGCCGGGCCUGUGCGAGGCAAUGCGGCCUGCGAGCGGCGCCACGCUGCUGCGCUACUUGCGACAAGUGCGCUUCAUAGGACUCAGUGGCGAUGAGUUUCACUUCGACGGCAACGGCGACGGCCCGGCGCGCUACAAUAUCCUGCAUUUCAAGCAGGUGUCGCGCGGCGUGUACCGCUGGCUCAAGGUGGGCCGUUACCUCGACGGCGAGCUCGAGCUCGACAUGAACGAAAUACAAUUCAAGUGGGAAGAACCACGCCCGCCGGAGUCCGUGUGUAGCGCCGAGUGCGAACUGGGACAGGCCAAGCAGUACGUGGAAGGUGAGAGCUGCUGCUGGCACUGCUUCAACUGCACGCAGUACGAGAUCCGGUCGCCGGUGUCGGAGACGUCGUGCGCGGAGUGCGCGUGGGGUACGCUGCCGGACGUGACGCGAAUGCGCUGCGCCGCCGUGCCCGAGCUCUACCUGCGCCCCGACUCGCACGCCGCCAUCGCCGCCAUGACUUUCUCCUCACUCGGGAUCCUGCUCACCAUGUUUGUAGCGUGCGUGUGGGCGGCGCGCGGCGACACGCCGGUGGUGCGCGCGAGCGGGCGCGAGCUGUCGUUCGUGCUGCUGGCCGGCAUCCUCAUGUGCUACCUGGUCACCUUCGCGCUCGUGUUCCGCCCCACUGACGUGCUCUGCGCGUUACAACGUUUUGGCACCGGGUUCUGCUUCACGGUGGUGUACGCGGCUCUGCUCACUAAGACCAACCGCAUCGCGCGAAUCUUCGACGCCAGCAAGCACUCGGCGCGCCGGCCUUCCCUUAUCUCACCCAAGUCUCAACUGCUCAUAUGUUCUGCUCUGGUAUCUAUACAGGUGGUGAUAGUGGUGGUGUGGCAGAUCGUGUCGCCGGCGCGCGCCAUCCAUCACUAUCCGACACGCGAGGAUAACAUGCUGGUGUGCGACUCGUACGUGGAUGCGUCAUACACGAUCGCAUUCUUCUACCCGGUGGUGUUAAUCCUGGUGUGCACUGUGUACGCCGUGCUCACCAGGAAGAUUCCGGAGGCGUUCAACGAGAGCAAACAUAUCGGUUUCACGAUGUACACGACUUGCGUGAUAUGGCUCGCGUUCGUGCCGCUGUAUUUCGGUACCGCCAGCCACGUGCCGCUACGCGUCACCAGCAUGGCCAUCACCAUCUCACUCAGCGCCAGUGUCACGCUUGUCUGUCUAUUCUCGCCCAAGGUGUACAUCAUCGUGGUCCGUCCGGAGCGCAACGUGCGCGCGAGCCUGAUGCCGGCGCGCUGGCGCGGCGCGGCGGGGUAUCGAGGAACAUCCGCAGACCGACAAGUGCAAACGGACGACACGCUUCUGUUCCCGCGGCUGCGCUCUAGUGCCACGUCCACAGAAGAGAAUGGAGUACAUUUGGAUGCUCGACGACUCUUGUCGCUUCGUGCCGGAUUGCCUGCGUUCAGCGGAGGGGGCUCGGCGCCGGCGCAGGCGGCCGCGUCCGUGGCCGUGGCGGUGGUGGGCGCCGAGUUACCGUUAUAG